Messenger RNA from Sinocyclocheilus anshuiensis, 1577 nucleotides. Its product is annotated as mitochondrial fission factor-like. The transcript has 8 exons. Bases 122 to 985 code for a protein of 287 amino acids. Gene Ontology annotation, biological process: positive regulation of mitochondrial fission. Gene Ontology annotation, cellular component: peroxisome; mitochondrial outer membrane. Lineage: Eukaryota; Metazoa; Chordata; Actinopteri; Cypriniformes; Cyprinidae. The record is from RefSeq and is a predicted model, not a curated record.
CCUAAACGCUCUGUCUACUGUUUGCUAAUGUAUCGCUAGUAGAUAUUCAAAGGUCUGUGUGGAAAAACGAAACCGAACCGCUCAGUCCAAGCCGUGGACACAUUAUUACGAUGUGGUAGUUAUGGCUUGUCCAAGGUAUUUCGGUGACGGUCCUCCGCUGCGCGAGCGUGACUCGUGCUUCAGUGAGGACAUCAGCCAGAGGAUGCGCGUGCCCGAUCGCCUGAGGGUCGGUCCAGCGCGUCACGCGCACGCACCUGCUGACCAAAGAUCCGAAGAGCUACCUGCUGCCUACAGCAUGCACAUACCAGACAGACUGUCCUUAACAGAUACUCCUGAUCUGAGUCCACGACCUCUCUUCACUAAACACACUUCAUCAAUGUGGGACCUGCAGCACGGGUCCUGGGACAGGGAGGCGUUCAUGAGAGAGCCUGUCCAGAGUCCACUGCGAAGAUCUUAUAGUGACCAGGCUAUUGGUCGAACCCCACCUGGAACCCCCACACACUCCAGACAAACACUUCGCUCCCAGUCUCCCCACAGUAUUGGACGCCCACCCGUCAUGCUUACAGACUCAUCCCCACCAAAGUCCCCAGGGCACCCCGCCAUCCCACCCAACCUGCUGUCCCCACAGAGCAUGCUGCAGGCCGCCAAGGAGCUGGGCCAGCAGGCGUCUCAGAAACUCCUCCAGACCGUAACCAAAAAAUACUCCUCCAGGUUUGGUUACCCAGAAAACCAUCCCUCUCAGGCUGUGGAGGUUCAACCUGAUCAAAGCAGGACAAGUGCCUCGCAGGAGUUCUGGCUCAGUCCUGAGGAGGACACAGGUACUGCUGUCGAGUUCAUGGUGCUCCGCAGACAGGUGGUGAAGAUGAGCAGGAGGAUAGCAGGGGUGGAGAGACAGAACGCAGAGCACAAACAGACAGAGCUGGUGCUGUUCUCUCUGUUACUGUCUGCCUGUCUGAUCAACGGCUGGCUGUGGAUGCGCAGAUGACGGAUCACACUCCAUAACACUACACUAUACAGACAGCACUACAAGAGCAACAGAGCUGUUUACCGGGAAGUGCAUAACUGCACAUAGUUUUUAUAGUGCUUUACUAAAUUUGUUCUCUACAAAAUGAUGGUAAAUGGAUGGUUUAGAAACCACUCCUAUAGAGGAUUGUCAUCAGAAUGAGGCAUGAAUGUCUGAACCAUCCACUCGUAUGUGUCGUGAUCACGGUAGUGACAUGGGCUACUUUGUGUUACAAGUGAUUUGAGGAACUUGAGCAUGUUUUUCUCCUCGUGAGAGUUUCACUGAUGAUGUCAUUCAGUAAUGCAGUCUCUCUGGCUCUUUUGAUCAGACUAGUAGCUAGGUUUUGUAUUUGAUUUAUUCUGCAAAUUAAGUAAAUGCAAAAAUAGAUUUCCUGCAUGCUUUACAAGCCUCACAGCUAAGUAUUUAAGAAAGUAUAAAUAUGAGUAUUUAUUUAUAUUUCCUUUUUUUCUACCAAUUGGGCAUUUGAAUAGCCUUCAGCCAUUUUAACUCACUUGCCCAGCCUGAUGUAUGAUGAAUAUUUAAAAUAAUAAAAAUUGUAAUUAGUCUCAGAUGU